CGGCUCCCGGGCCGGUAGCGCCGCUUUCCGUCGCGCGACUGGUCUUGUGGAACCGCUGGUCUCGGGCGCGCUCCGUCUGCCACUGCUCAGCCCAGCGCCGCCAAGACCGUCGGUCCCGAGCCUCCGCCAUGGAUUUCGACGACGAUUACACACACUCUGCUUGCAGGAAUACUUAUCAGGGAUUUAAUGGAAUGGAUCGUGAUUAUGGCCAUGGAUCUUAUGGAGGGCUGGAUCGUGACUAUGGCCAUGGAUCCUAUGGGGGUCAAAGAUCCAUGGACUCCUACCUAAACCAGUCAUAUGGCAUGGACAAUCACAGUGAUGGUGGUGGGGGUAGCAGGUUUGGACCUUAUGAGUCUUACGACUCCAGGUCUUCUCUGGGUGGGCGAGAUCUGUACAGAUCUGGCUAUGGUUUUAAUGAACCCGAACAAAGCCGCUUCGGAGGUAGUUAUGGUGGUCGAUUUGAGAGCUCCUACCGGAAUAGCCUUGACUCUUUCGGAGGUAGAAACCAGGGCGGGUCUAGCUGGGAAGCACCUUACUCCCGUUCAAAAUUGAGGCCUGGGUUUAUGGAGGACAGAGGAAGAGAGAAUUACUCUUCCUACAGCAGUUUUUCUUCACCCCAUAUGAAGCCUGCACCUGUAGGCUCUCGGGGGAGAGGAACGCCUGCUUAUCCUGAAAGUACGUUUGGAAGCAGAAACUAUGAUGCUUUUGGAGGACCAUCAACAGGCAGAGGCCGAGGCCGAGGACAUAUGAGUGAUUUUGGAAGCAUUCAUAGACCUGGAAUUGUUGUUGACUAUCAAAACAAACCCGCCAGUGUGACAAUUGCUGCAGCAAGAGGAAUAAAGAGAAAAAUGAUGCAACCUUUUAAUAAGCCUGGUGGAACCUUUAUCAAGAAACCCAAGCUAGCAAAGCCCGUGGAGAGGAUGGCCCUCAGCAAAUCACCAACAAAAACUGAUCCUAAAAAAGAAGAAGAAGAAAAGCGACGGAUUGAGGCUCGGCGAGAGAAACAAAGACGCAGAAGAGAAAAAAACAGUGAGAAGUACGGAGACGGAUACAGAAUGGCUUUCACAUGUUCAUUUUGUAAAUUUCGAACAUUUGAAGAGAAAGAUAUUGAACUACAUCUGGAAAGUCCUUCUCAUCAGGAAACAUUAGAUCACAUUCAGAAGCAAACCAAAUUUGACAAAGUAGUUAUGGAGUUUUUGCAUGAAUGUAUGGUCAAUAAAUUUAAGAAAACAUCUAUUCGCAAGCAACAGACAAAUAAUCAAACAGAAGUUGUAAAAAUCAUAGAAAAAGAUAUUAUGGAAGGUGUUACUGCUGAUGACCACAUGAUGAAAGUAGAGACUGUUCACUGCAGUGCUUGCAGUGUGUACAUCCCUGCUUUACACAGUUCAGUUCAACAGCAUUUAAAAUCUCCUGAUCACAUCAAAGGGAAGCAGGCUUAUAAGGAACAAAUCAAAAGAGAGAGUGUCUUGACUGCUACAAGCAUUUUAAAUAAUCCAAUAGUGAAGGCACGAUAUGAACGCUUUAUUAAGGGUGAAAAUCCUUUUGAAAUUCAAGAUCAUUCUCAAGAUCAACAAAUAGAAGGAGAUGAGGAGGAGGAAGAAAAGAUUGAUGAGCCUGUUGAAGAAGAAGAGGAGGAAGAAGAGGAAGAAGAAGAGGAAGAAGCAGGAGAAGCAGAGGAAGUGGAAGAAGUAGAAGAAGUGGGGGAAGGUGGAGGAGAAGAGGAAGUAGAGGGCGAGGGCAGCACAGCGGUGGGUGGGGAGGACAUACCAGUGGAGGAAAGUGAAGUAGGAGGUGGAGAGGAGGCGGGAGGACAAGUGGAGGAAGUAGGGCAAGAAGAAUCAAAGGAGGAAACUGUGAGUCCCCCUGUUGACCAACCUGAAGAAAAUUAAAUGUAAGGUAUUAGAUUUAAAAGAAGCUUUAAAUUUCUGUCCUAAUGUGGAAAAGGGUAAGAAUUUCAAUAGUUUAAAUAUGAGAGCUAACACCCAUGUUGCAUGCAUUCCACACAUUGAAUUUUAUUUUAUAUAAUUUUUAAAUGUUUGCAUUUGUUUAAUAAAAUGAAGGUAAGGCUAUUUUAGUUUAGUUUUUAUAGUUACCAAACUUAGAUUCAGUAAAUUGUUUGUAUAAUUUUUAGAUUUAAUUUUUAUUACUUUAUUGGUGUUAAGGAUGACAGGUGUGUAUUGUUAGUAUACCCUAAUCAUUUAAACUUAAAUGCUGCUCUUGGGAGUAUAUAUUCAAGUGUGCAUUAAUGUUUUGAAUACUUACCCUAGAGAGAGAAAUUGGGCAAGUAUUUUGUGCUGUGUAUUUUUUUACUGCAUUGGACAUUGACUAGUAAUUUGCGUUGAGAUACGCUUAAAGGCUUUUUGUGACCAUGUUUCCCUUUGUAGCAAUAAAAUGUUUUGUACAAAAAACUUUCUCCCUGGAUUAGCAAUUUUAAAUCAGAGUUCCUCAAUUAAAUGAGCAUUUAAAAUUAGGAUUUGCCUUAAUGUAUGAGUUCAGCUCACAAGUAUUUCAAGAUAAUUGAGAAGACUUGAAUUAAAAAAUUAUCUCUCAUAUUUUUAAAAAGUUUGACUAAAAUAUUUUUUUAACAUUUCAAAUAGAGGUCAGUCAAACCUGACCUGUUUAUACUUGUUUUUUUUUUUUUUUCCAUUUAUCUCUGUGCCUGUGUCAACUUGAAAUCUUCUUGAAAAUACAUUUGAAUAUAAAUAAUUUUUCAUAGUUGUAUUAGUUAUAUUGUCAUGACCAUUUUUGGUUGAAGAACCAAGAAACAAACAACUUUUUUUUAAGUUUCUCACAUAAUACUCUCACCUUUAAUUUUUUUGACUCAUAUGCUUAUCUAUUCAGAAAGAGGAGGAGAUACAUGAUCUAUUUUCAAAUAACCAUAUACGUUAUUGAAAAUAGUUAUUCAAGUUUUUACUCUGGCCUCUUUCAAGAGAGGGGACUCAUUCAGUGAAAUUCUCAAAAUUUUGAGACAGCAAAUGAAUAUUGGAAUAUUAUUUUUAAGGCAUUAAGUAGAUGUAUGUAUGAGCAUUUGUGGAAUUUUACAGAAUAUUUCUCUCUGCAUGCAGUAAAACUCCUAAAAAUUGGUUUAUUUUGGCCAAUAACAGCUUAUUGUUGUAGACUAGGUUUGCUAUCUAUCUUUUAGCUGGGAGAAUUUAUUAGGUAUUUAUAUCUACUUGUUAGGAUAUGAAGCAAAAUAACUGAAGAUUAGUUGAAGACAAGAAAUUCAAACCCCAAGAUCCUAUAUUAAAAAGACUUCAGAAAGUCUCAUUGCUUAACUAGUUCAAACUUUAAGGGUAGUAGGAUUGAUCAACUCUUGUUUCUCUUAUUUUAAAAGAGUUCUUCGUGGAAGAACUGAGGUAAAAGAAUACCUCUGGGUUAGAACUAAUGGGUUCUUUUGGUUUAAUUAUGUAGGGGGGUAUAUUUUUGUUUGUUUUUAAAGAGUGUGUUUGCUAAUUUGAUCGAGAUGUGAAACUUUUCGGAAGAAUUCUGUAUAACAAAAAUCCUGUGUAACAACUUCUACGUAAAUGUUUUAGAAUGAGAGAUAGGAAAGAAAUCUAAGUAGUAACUUUUGUGAGAAACAUGUAAGAAUAUUUAUUCAGACUAGCUUAUUUGCAAGGUAUUAAUAAAGUAUUUUGUUAAUGUGCUUGAUUCAGAAAUUCAAAUUUAUGUAUAUCCUACUGGAUUAUUUGUAGAUAGUUCAGUUUGUAGGGAGAUUAAUUUCUGUCAUGUGUUAGUAUUUUAUAUUUUAAAUACUUUUGUAAUAAGGAGUUAUAUGAGAUUUAAUAACUUCAGCCUCUGUUAU
Molecule: messenger RNA, 3802 nt
Organism: Condylura cristata (star-nosed mole)
Lineage: Eukaryota; Metazoa; Chordata; Mammalia; Eulipotyphla; Talpidae
Gene: ZNF326
Product: zinc finger protein 326
Exons: 13
Coding region: 129-1889 (586 amino acids)
Biological process (GO): regulation of DNA-templated transcription elongation
Cellular component (GO): nucleus; DBIRD complex
Molecular function (GO): DNA binding
Source: RefSeq, a predicted model, not a curated record